GAGUGGAGAUAAUUAUCACAUCAUCUCUUACAAGAUGGCACCAUCUACUGUCUCUUCAGUAUCUGAUCUUCGAGUUGAAAGGAAGAGUUGUAAAGUUGUAUAUCCAGAGAAGAUCAAAGAGAGAAGGGCAUUGUUUUUGAGUAACAUGGAUCAACAAGUUGUGCAUUAUGUUCAGAAAUAUGUGCACUUUUUCUCUGCUCCAUCACUAAUUCCAUUUGACAUAAUAUUUGGUGUACACGAAGAAGCUCUCAGUAAAACUAUGGUUGCUUAUGAUUUCAUGUGUGGGAGACUCAUGUUUAAUUCAGAGCAAGGGAGGUUUGAGAUCGACUGUAAUGCUGCAGGAGUUCCUCUUGCCAUCUGUGUAAGUGAGCUCAGUUUACAAGAGUUGGGGAAUCUCGCCAUACCAAAUCCUGCCUUCUCACAACUUUGCCUACCCUCAGAUUCUUCAAACCCAACACUAGGAGAUGGGCCUCUCGUAUCAUUUCAGGUCACUCGAUUCAAAUGUGGCGCCUUUGCUCUUGGAAGCUCUGUAAAUCAUUGUCUCAUGGAUGGGUUUUCCAUACAAGGGUUUGCAAGAAAUUUCACACAUAUGGCUAUAAAAGGAGAACCAGCAUUUAUCCCAAUCACUGAUCGAACUUGUUUGAAGGCUCGAACUCCUCUCCAAAUAAAGUACGAGCAUGAAGAGUACGUAAGGCCUUCUGAAACUACCCCAGAUAAGAUUAUUUCUUCAUUACUGAUGCGAAGAAACAAGGAGCUGUGGUACACUAAAGUGGCAGCCAACAAAGCCUCGGAAAAGCAUAUCUAUAAGCUGUUCUCAUUAUCAGGGAAAAUGAUAAAUGCCUUGAAAAUGAAAGCGGCAGAUGGCAUGGUGAAGCACUGCACAAGUUUUGUUGCAGCACUGGCACACGUGUGGAGGGCAAGGGCUGCUGCAAUGGGAAACUUGAAACCAGAUGAUGUUUCCACCGUUCACUAUGUCGCAGAUAUAAGGUCAAGGCUCGUUCCCCCUCUCCCAAGAGAAUAUGUGGGGAAUGCAAUGGCUCCAGCCUAUGCUAAGGCCACUUUUAGACAAUUAGAAGAAGAGCCAUUUGGGGAGACUGUGAAGAAGUUGCAAGAAGGUGUUGAUAGAUUGAUAGAUGAGUACUUGAGGUCGUCAAUAGAUUGGCUGGAAUUAUAUGACGGAGUGCCAGUUCUGGAAAAUGGGUUUCAUGUAACAAAUUGGAAGAAUUUGGGAUUUGCAGACAUGGAAUUGAGAGGAGGUAUUAAGUCUUUGCAUUCUGGGCCUGUGCUCUCAGGAGGGGCCAAGGUUGUACGAUUCCUAGGACACCCUGAGGAUAACCAAGGGAUGCAGCUGUAUAUUGGUCUGGAGGCCUCUCACAUGAACAAAUUUGAGAAACUCAUUGAAACUAUUUGAUCCCAUCAAUCCUAAGCCUAGCACUAUAAUAUUUACAAAGACAUAAGUAAACAAUUUAUGUCUUUGGAAGUAGAAUUUAAUAAAUAUUUAUAUUUACAAAGACAUAAAUAAACAAUUUAUGUCUUUGGAAGUAAAAUUUGAUAAAUAUUUAUAAGUUAAUAUUGACUUGUUUUAUAAUUAUAUUUAUAUAAUAUGUAAACUCUCUCAUCGGUAUAAUGUCAUAUGUAAAUAGGGAUUGAAUGAAGGUUAUUUCUCUAUUUUUAAAAUGUGAUCUAUGUCUGUAAUAUUAAUAAGAAGGACAGUUCUUUAUAUGGAA
Molecule: messenger RNA, 1727 nt
Organism: Cryptomeria japonica (Japanese cedar)
Lineage: Eukaryota; Viridiplantae; Streptophyta; Pinopsida; Cupressales; Cupressaceae
Product: acyltransferase GLAUCE-like
Exons: 3
Coding region: 35-1411 (458 amino acids)
Molecular function (GO): acyltransferase activity, transferring groups other than amino-acyl groups
Source: RefSeq, a predicted model, not a curated record